Cinara cedri is the source of this 1901-nucleotide messenger RNA. The record is from the annotation of a GenBank genome assembly. NCBI's taxonomy places the organism in Eukaryota, Metazoa, Arthropoda, Insecta, Hemiptera, Aphididae.
AGAAAUCUGCGUUGUUAUCGGUUUUGAAAACUCACGCCAUGUGGCUGGCCCGUGUCUUCGACUAUGGACGGUUUCCGCCGCUGCGUUCGUUUCUUAAUGUUCGUCGCCUGUGCGGCGUUCAACGAGCCUCGUGUGCUCAGACACCGCAGACCAUCGCCGUAAACUUUCAACGGCCGUAGCCAGCCGCGGGUACACGUAAAACAGUACAUUGUGCCCAGGUUAUUGAGGUUGGAAUUGUUGAAAAUCUACAAUAAUUCUUUCCACAGCGAACAGAGAGAAUAUCGAAAACCACCGGGCCAAUAGAUUCAAUUCCGCCGAAGUACGCAACGACCAAAGUACUUAGAACAAUAACGAUAACACGUCGCGAGAUAACCCGGACGGCGAGCCGGUGAUAACGCCUAACCAUAUGGUACACAUUUGCCAGUGUUACGUCAGUUGAUAACGGUCGCUGGUCAGCUGCUGUCGCCCUGUUUGCUGAUGAACUUGUUGUCAUGUUCGUUUCUCCGAAUUUCCAUAGGUUUUUUUUUUAAUAUCGAAAUAUCACUGAUUUUCUUAAACCGAACCAAUUAAUAAUAAUACCUAAUACCUAUUUAUUUCGAUUAUUUUCUGCGACGAUUUCGUGGUUGAACUACUGGUACAUCGUCAAACAAUAUUGCGUUAUUAAACAUCCUGUACUUAAAGGUAAAUAUUGAAAACCUAAGGAUUCAAACAUAUAAACCGUUUUUUAAAAAUAACAUUUUUGGCAAUAGUUAGAAUUAAAACAGAAAAUAAUUUAUCUUUAGUGAGAAAAAUAAAUACCAUUGCUCAGAUUUGAUAGCCUCAUUAUUUUUGUUAAGAAUAUUAUGAAAUUAUUAUAUUUAAAAUAUUUUAUAGUAAAAAAUAAAAUAUAUAUCGAACUAUGAAUAAUAUGAUUUCAAUGCCACUGUUAUUAUUUUAGGUGUCUUGAAAUACUGUAUUCAAAAUGAGGAGACGAGCUGGUGUCGGUGCGGUUCAUAAACAAAAAUUAGAACAAGAAAAAUAUAAGGACAAAGGCACGGUGAUCCAAGAAAAUCAAUUUGAACAAAUGACCAAACAAAUGGAAGUGUUCCGUUUGAAUUUGGAAGAGUUUGCCACUAAAUAUAAAAAUGAAAUUAAGAAAAAUUCUCAAUUUAGACGACAGUUUCAAGAAAUGUGUUCAUCUAUCGGUGUCGAUCCGUUAGCUUCGGGCAAAGGAUUUUGGUCUGUCCUUGGCAUUGGAGAUUUUUACUAUGAAUUAGCAGUUCAAAUUGUUGAAGUCUGUAUGGCAACAACUCAUAAAAACGGCGGCAUCAUUGGUUUGGAUGAACUAAGGGACCGUUUGGUAAAUAUUUCUUUUUUUUUCAAAAUUGUAUACUAUUUUGUAUGAAACCCAUUUGAACAUUUUCAGAUAAAAGCCAGGGGACGUAAUAAACAACAUCAAGAAAUCACGAUUGAUGACCUAUUGUGUGCCGCCCGAAAGCUUAAGAUAUUUGGCAAUGGAUUUUGUGUUAUACCUGUUGGAGAAGGCCAAUACAUGGUGCAAUCUGUACCUGGAGAACUGAGUAUGGAUCACACUGCCGUUCUCAAACUGGUAUCCACAUCCGGCAGUGCGUUCAUUACCUUACCAUCUCUAAUGGAGCAACUAAACUGGGAAACGACAAGAGCAACAAACGUUUUGAAUAGCAUGGUCACAGAGGGCCUUUGCUGGAUAGACAAAGAUCAUAAAAAAGAUGUGUCAUAUUGGUUCCCCAGCAUGUUCACAGAAUGUAUUAAAUCAUCAUAACAAUACCCUAUUUUAGUUAUUUUUUUUUUUAUAUAUAUAUAAAUAAUUAUUGUAAGAAAACUUCUCAACAGUGUAAAUAUACUUAUUUAAUUUUGUACACAAUAACCCAGACAUCAGUGUA